Messenger RNA from Paramecium primaurelia, 1041 nucleotides. Lineage: Eukaryota; Ciliophora; Oligohymenophorea; Peniculida; Parameciidae. The record is from the annotation of a GenBank genome assembly.
AAUUAAAAUGCUUCAAGAACAGUAUAGAUUCUUUGGUAAAGAGAUAGUCAAUUCAUCUGGUGAAUUUUAUAAAGAAAACAUUGACAGAAAUAAAUCGAAACAUUUAACAGUAGUACCUAGAUAUUUAAAACUUAAUUUAUGGUGUGGAGAAAAGGAAAAUUAAAUGGAAGAAGAGCCUAAUAUUAACUAAUUAUGUCAAUUUGAUUAAUAAAUAAUAAAGGAUCCAUAAUUUACACCAAUAUACAAUUAAGAAAUAUUUUAAUAUUUAUUAAGUUAAGAAUAGAAAUAUCUAGUUAGUAAUAAUUAUAUGAAUGAAUAAUAAUAACCAGACUUAAAUGCAAGAAUGAGAUCUAUUUUAGUUGAUUGGUUAGUAGAUGUUCAUCUUAAAUUUAAAUUAAGGGAUGAAACCUUAUAUAUAACAUCAUAUUUAAUUGAUAGAUUUUUGAAUAUUCAAAAAACAACUAGAUAAUAAUUAUAAUUAGUAGGAGUAGCUUCAUUAUUUAUUGCUUGUAAAUAUGAAGAAAUUUACCCACCAGAUCUAAAAGAUUUUGUAUAUAUUACUGAUAAUGCAUAUACAAAAUAAGAUGUCUUAGAUAUGGAAGGUCAAAUAUUGUAAACUCUAGGUUUCUCAAUUACACAACCAUCUAGUUAUUGUUUUUUAUAAAGAUUUGGAAGAAUAGCUGGAUUAGAUACAAAAAAUUUAUUUUUAGCCCAAUAUUUAUUGGAACUUUCAAUAAUCGAUAUCAAAUUCAUGAAUUAUAAACCAUCUUUCUUGACUUCUGCAGCUAUCUAUUUAGUUCAUAAAAUAAGGUAUCAAACUUAUAUUUUCAUAGAAAGACACCUUAAUCUUGGAAUGAAGAGAUGUAAAAUACAACAGGAUAUAAUGAAUAAGAACUAAGAUUUUGUGCUAAAGAAAUGUGUUUGGUACUUUAAUCAUCAGAUAAAUCUAAUCUUUAAGCAGUAAGAAAGAAAUUUGCUUAGCCAAAAUAUCUAGAAGUUUCAAGAAUUAGAGUAGAAAGACAAACAAAAUCAUAAAAAUGA